Messenger RNA from Polychytrium aggregatum, 3168 nucleotides. RefSeq lists its product as uncharacterized. The record is from RefSeq and is a predicted model, not a curated record. The coding region runs from base 105 to 3092 and encodes 995 amino acids. The transcript has 3 exons. Lineage: Eukaryota; Fungi; Chytridiomycota; Chytridiomycetes; Polychytriales.
UCUCGUCGAGUCGUGCGUCGCUCCUCCAGAGUGGCCCCCUCCGUAACAACUCGCCCCGACCCUGGAGUUGCCCAUCCUCGCCGUCAGCCUCCCCGACCUACUCCAUGCCUCCCUCCCACGCCUCAGAGGAUCUGCCCGCUCGCCUCCGGCUAUCCCUGGGCUCGCUCUCACCUGCGGUCCGGUCUGCUGAUGAGUAUCGCCAAUCGUCUCACCUGCGUCCGCCGCCUCUCUCGUUCGAGUCUGUAUCUGUCUCCCGGGAUCCUCCUGCGGCUGCGGCCUCCUAUCGGCCAGCAUACCAUCACCAGAACUCGGCGCUGCCCUCGCCCGAGUCCGCUGUGAUUCCCAAAUGGCCGGCGGGAUAUCCCGCCGAGUAUCCUGUCUCUGGCGACCACAAGUAUUAUCCCGGGCACGGCGACUUCAAGUCGCCCGAGUCCAUGCGCCCGCCGGCCAUCCAGCCCGAAACCCGGCUCUCGCACAACUACCCGGACCUGGCCACUUUCCGCGACAGCGAGCUGGCGUCGCCUGUCGAUCGAAGCCAGCCUCUCUUUGGUGCCCCGGUGUUCCGAUCGGAUGGCUAUGGCCAUGGCCAUAGUCAUAGCCCCGUUUCUGCCGGCAGAAACGACGGCGGCGACCUCGCCCGAGGACUGCCCCACCAUCCACACCCCGGCCACGACUCGGCGCCGACGCUGCCGGCCAUUUCGCCGUCGCCCCAUUCCGCCCAUCCUCGGCCCACUCGCCAUCCGUGGGAUCCUGUCUAUGGGGGUGGCUCCCCAACAGAUCCACAUGGACCAAGAUACUCGUCCCAGCCCGAGCACCAUCCCUACAGACUCUCUUGGUCGGCAUCGUCCUCGCCUUCGCCUUCGCCCUCGGACCUGGCCCGCACGCUCCCUGUCCCCACCGGCUAUUCCACCGGCUAUUCCACUGGCUAUCCCCGCGGCUCCUUUGCGACGCCGCUGGACUCGCCGCCCUCGGGCUCCUCCCAUCGGCAUCUGUACGGCUUCCGUCCUGCAACACCGCCGCUUCCUUCACCAGUCGAGACACCCCAUCCCGGCUCCCCGCACGCCGUCGUCGGUCAAGUCCAGCAAAAGUACCAUUCGCCGUGCAUGUCCAGUCUGGAUCCUCCCAGCUUCAUUUCCUUCGGCCAUCCUCUUGGGAGUGAGGCCCUCAAGACGGGUCUGCACAAGCGCGGGCCCGAGCCGUCCAUCCAGGGCUCCAACAAACUGCCUCGGCUCGUCGACUGGUACGGCGACACCGUCCUGGUGCAGAGCGCCAAGCGUGGCUCCAUGUCUUCGUCCUCAUCCGCGAUCGAUGCCAUGGUCAAGAGCCCGACAGUUCCUCUCUCGACCCGGUCGUCGCCCGACGAUGCCACAGCAGUCACAGGAGCCACAACCAUUGCCGCCGCGGCGCCGCGCGGACCCAAGACCCCCGGCAAGAAAAACAAGCAGAUCGAGGAGGUGCUCGGAUGCGGCAGCUGCAGCUACCAGGCACUCUUUCUGCUCCACUGCGACGCCCAGUCAUUCCCGCAGCCGGCAAUCAGCCGCUUCCACUGCUCGAACUGCCGUGUGCCCCCGAUGGACCCCGAGCUGCUGUACGAUACCCAGGCGGCAUCGGCAUCGGCAUCGGCAUCGACAUCGACAUCGACAUCGGCAUUGGCAUUGGCAUCGACAAUGACGUCGUCGGCGUCGUCCCUGUCCCUGUCCCUGCCGAUGAUCCAUACCCCCGUCAAGAGCCAUCGCAGGACCUCCCGUCGCAAAAAGUUUUACCCGAAUCGCGACCAGGUCUUGGACUGCAGCAUCUGCAAGCGCUCGUUUGGCUCGGGCCGGCUCUCCUUUGAUAUCUACCACCGCAACAACAAGUUUGGCGUCGAGCUCAUCUGCUCCCCGUGCCAGUCAAAGUACCAGUUCUGCACCAACUGCGGCGGCGGCGGUCAAUGGCGCACCGGCAAGUGGCGGCCAGCCGAGCUCUUCCAGAACGGCCGAAAGACCUGCGCACUGUCGCACUACCGCAUGGGCAACAGCUAUCACGUCGACUUUAGCACCUACCAGCUGCCCCUGGCCAUGGCCAGCGGCCAGGGCACCACCGCCGGCGCCCACCAUGAGAUCUAUAACCAGAUGAACCAGCUCUGGAUCGAGCUCGGUCUCGUCCGGCUGGCUCAGUCCCGUGUGAUGGAGCAUUUCGAGCGGCUGUCGACCUUUGACAAGACCAAGACCAAGAUCGAGCAUCUCUGGCGAGCCGACAUUGAUCCGCUCCUGUGUGAUUCCAGCGCCGACCGCAUGGGCUACCUGACGCUCGGCUACAUCCCCGAGAUCAUCUCGCGCAAGAAAAAGUACCGUCUGGAGAAGGCCAAGCGAGAAAACUACGGCCUUACGACGGUUAGCUCAGGCAUCACCCGGGGGGCGGUGACGGCCUCGCUGGCAGCAGGCAUCGCUGGCGAGGGCGGCGAUGGCGAGGUCGAAGGCACCAUCGACGGCUCUGGAAGCCCCGAUGCCUGCAAGCGGUCCGAGACCAUCGUCGGCGGGUUCUGCCUGGGCUACUGGAAGAAGCUCGAGGGCACCUUUGUGCUCUUCCACCGGAUCGACCGGCGCCACGACGACCCCGGAGGCAUGAUGCUGCCGCUGAUCCACCGGAUGCUCCGACGGUUCCUGCAAGACGAAGCCGAGAUGGAGCGUGCCGGACACGGCCUCCCAAAGUGCCGCUACGUCUGGUUCAUGGCCCGCAAGUCGUGCGAGCACCCGUCCUGCUCCGAGACCGGAAGCACCGCCAGCUGGGAGCCUUGCCAGGAGAAGCAGCACCAACUGCAAAUCCAGCAACAGCAACAGCAACAGCAGCAGCAGCAGCAGCAGCCGUCGUCGGUGCUCGCCAAAGAAACCGAGUCGCUCAAGUCUUAUGUCGACUCGUACCGCAUCCAGCUUCGACGCCAGGGCUUUCUGCCGCUGCACGAAUAUCGGCUCGAGCAUCCCGAGGUGGACCAGUACAAGUUUACGGCCGAUCUCGGGUCCUAUGCCGGCCAGAAUCCGCUGAGCUUUGACAUUUUUGUGACUGAGUUGACUCGCUUUCUUGAAUUCCUAGAAACCGCUGCCCCGUUAUCCUAAUUUCGAGCCUGGUUGCUUGACACUCUCCCCUCCCCUCCCUCCUCUUUUUUUUUCUACUUCUUUCCUUUAUUUCCGC